AAUUAUUCUCGCUCUGGACAUCUUGGAUGCAGCUGCAGACUUGGAGGACGCUGAUGAUGAGGAAGGGGGUUAAGUGGAGACCCUUCAUGGCUUUGCUAAUCCAAACACCUCUGUCUUGUCCAGCGAACUCUGCUCAGAGUAAGUAGACAAUAGGAAGAAAGAAGAUUCAAGAUAUCAGCAUAGGCGACUUGACUUGUUGUUUGAUUGGGUCCUUGUGGAAAGACGACGCAUCACUGUCUUUUCUUGGUUUUCUUCAAGGUAAGUUUCUACCGUCGGUCUGAAACGUUGAUUGUGAGGACAGAAUUAACUCUAUCUGUGAUAUUUUCCACAUCAUGACUUUGAAGGGAUCACUGAGAAGACUUGACUUUUAUAUCAAUGGGUGAUCAUCUUUUGUUUUCCUUUUUUCUUUCGAUAAGAAUUGGCCGCUCUAUUAGAUGCAGUCAGUAGCUGAAGUGUUGAACAUGAAGCUGCAACAUCUGCUAGCAGUUCAUACCUUCUUCUUCUUCUUGGUCUGCGCCUCCACCAAAGAACACUGUUCCUCGUCAUGUGGUAGCAUCAACAUCACCAGUCCCUUCCGCCUUCCAGAUGAUCCGGCCGAUUGCGGAAUGCCCGAGUACGAGCUGACAUGCCAAAACAAUCAAACCCGUUUGAACAUCAGCUCCGGGCUUUAUGUUGUUAAAGCAAUCUCCUACGAGAACGAAACUAUCAGAGUGGUCGAUCCUGGUCUACAGAGCAACAACUGUUCUUCACCGCCAAAAUAUUCUCUCAACACCGGGGAUUUGCGGGAUUCCGGUGGAUCAUAUGUUCUUGUUCAACGGGACGGCUUUGUAGACUACACGACCUGCCGGCAGCAGGUAAACGAUUCGUCUUAUGUAACAACUAGCCCUUGCAUCAAUUCUACCGACGAGUACCACUACGUUCUGGUUGGACGAUCAAGUAUUGGUGAUCUUCAUAAAGAGUGUAAAGUUUCGGGGGUUUCUAUCGAGUUACCCUUUGAUGGAAAUGCUUCCUAUCUGAAAAUCUGGUCUGCUCUGCUUAUGGGAUUCCAAUUGUCCUGGAAAGCUGUUCAUUGCCCAGACUGUGAAGCUGCUGGCGGGAUUUGCUAUUAUCGAGUAACGUAUGACCUUUUUGAUUCAGAGUGGUGCUAUAAAUCUUGCAGGAAUGCAAUCCAAUCCAUGCACUGUUUCUUUGACGCCUUACACGGAUUUGAAGAAAUCGGGUUGAGGAUUGUCACAAUAGCAGGAUACGUUUUGGCCGGAAGAACUGCGCUGGGAUUCGUGUGCCUCUUCUCCUUCCUGAUCUAUAAACGCAGGCAAUACCUCAUCCAUGCAGGCUAUGUUUUGGCUGCAAGAACUGCGCUGGGAUUCGUGCGCCUCUUCUCCUUCCUGAUCUAUAAAAUGCGCAGGAAAUACCUCCGCAAGAACGAAAGAAUCGAGAUUUUUCUUGACAAGUACAGGAAUCAGAUGCCAACGAGGUACUCCUACGGUGCCAUCAGGAAGAUGACCAGAGGUUUCAAGGAAAAGUUAGGACAAGGGGGGUUUGGGAGCGUCUUCAAAGGCAUACUUCCCGGCGGCCGCCCCGUCGCCAUCAAGAUACUGAGCAACACAAAAGGCAACGGCGAAGAAUUCAUCAACGAGGUGGCGACCAUCGGGAGAAUUCACCAUGUCAAUGUGGUGCAGCUCAUCGGCUUCUGCUCCGAGGGAUCCAAAAGGGCGCUCGUCUAUGAUUACAUGCCCAAUGGUUCCUUAGACAAGUACAUCUACUCCAAAGAAGGCCAAAGCAGCCCUCCUGCUCUUGGCAUGGACAAGAUGUACGACAUCGCCAUGGGAGCAGCUCGCGGGAUCGAGUACCUGCACCGGGGGUGCGAAAUGCAGAUCCUUCAUUUCGAUAUCAAGCCCCACAACAUUCUUCUGGAUGCAGAUUUCGUCCCAAAGAUUUCCGACUUCGGAUUGGCCAAACUGUACCCAGCAGGAAGGAGCGCGGUCUCUGUGAGUGCAGUUAAAGGGACGAUAGGAUACAUCGCUCCUGAGUUGAUAUACCGCAGCUUUGGGCGCGUUUCGUACAAAUCCGACGUCUACAGCUUUGGGAGGCUGCUGCUGGAGAUGAUCGGGAGACUGGCCGACCCGAGAGCAGCGACGGAGCGUGAUUCGAGCGGGUUCUACUUCCCUGCAUGGCUUUACGAUCAGCUGUCGAAGGGAGAAGAUGUUGUCGUCGAUGUCGUGGUGGAAUCCGAGUCGAAAGUAGCAGAAACGCUGGCUGUUGUUGGGUUAUGGUGCAUACAAAUGAGUCCGGACGAUCGGCCGUCCAUGCACCGGGUUGUGGAAAUGUUGGAAGGGAGUGCGGGCGACAUAGCGAUGCCGCCGAGGCCUUCGCUUCUAUUUCCAUCGGAAGUCGGCGAGGAAGAGCCUCUUGAGACGGAGUCCUCGGAGAGUUCAUACAUGCUGGAGAGUGGCACGUCCGCUGCGUGACUGCAGACAGCAGAAGUAUAGGUAUUAUUAUGGGACUGAGUCGAGCGAAUUGUAACUCAAUUACAUGUACGAUAUUUCAAUUUGGUAAUAAUUAUCUAUUUA
This is a messenger RNA of Musa acuminata AAA Group (dessert banana), 2570 nucleotides long. Its product is annotated as rust resistance kinase Lr10-like. The record is from RefSeq and is a predicted model, not a curated record. Lineage: Eukaryota; Viridiplantae; Streptophyta; Magnoliopsida; Zingiberales; Musaceae. Gene Ontology annotation, molecular function: ATP binding; polysaccharide binding; protein kinase activity. The transcript is spliced from 4 exons. The coding region runs from base 435 to 2468 and encodes 677 amino acids. Gene Ontology annotation, biological process: protein phosphorylation.